This is a messenger RNA of Arachis ipaensis, 983 nucleotides long. Its product is annotated as protein indeterminate-domain 7-like. Lineage: Eukaryota; Viridiplantae; Streptophyta; Magnoliopsida; Fabales; Fabaceae. The record is from RefSeq and is a predicted model, not a curated record. Gene Ontology annotation, molecular function: DNA-binding transcription factor activity. Gene Ontology annotation, cellular component: nucleus.
AAAAUAACAAACUUUCUUCCACCCACCAUCAGUGUUUGUUAACAACUGGCAUGCCCCCUAGUCAGAUUCCAUUAACCACUUCUUCUUCUUCAUCAGAUCAAUUAUUCAUCACUGAUCCACCACUUAUCAUUCCAACAACAACUCCUUUCAAUAACUCCAUCUUCUCAUCAACAACUACUUCUUCUUGUUCUUCUUCAACGCUUCAGCUGAGUUCUACUGGCUUCAACAAUGUUAUUCUUUCUUCUAAUCCAUCUUCAUCAUCGCCUCAUAUGUCUGCAACUGCUUUGUUGCAGAAAGCAGCUCAAAUGGGUGCAACUGCAAGUAACAACAGCAUGAAUUAUUCACCCAUGAUGCAGAAAAGCUUCUCCAUGGGAACAACCACCAUGGCUGGAGUUAGUGCUGGCCAUGAUGCUGCAUUUACAAACCAAUUGUUUCAGAAAGAAAUCGUCUCACAACUGUUUGAUGCAAACACUACUACUAAUAGUAGUAGUAAUAAUGAUAUGGGAAUGUAUGGUCAAAUGUUCAUGGGAACAAUCACUACUGAGCACAGUAAUAAUAAUAAUAAUAAUGGGUUGAUGAAGAUUAGUAGUGAUGUGGAACAAGAGAUUAGUGAUGAUGAUAAUAAUAAUAACAAUACGAUAAUGGUGGAGGCAUCAAGGUUUGGAGGAGGGAGUGGAAGGGAUGAUGAUAUUGCAACUGUUCAUGAUUUCUUGGGAAUUGGUGGAGCUUCAAUGGCUUCAACAGCAACAGUGAGUUUGCAUGAAUCAGAGCAACAGCAAAGAUUAGUAGCAGUAGAGACAUUGAAUCAGCAGAGGUUGCAGAUUAUGAACCACUUUCAUCACCAUAUUCCUCAUCAUGCUGCAGAUUCAGCUAUUGACAAAACUAUGUGGGAUGUUUGAGACUGAUUAUGUUAGCUUCCACACAAAAAGUUUCUUCCUUUCUUAACUUUUUUGUUUCCAAAAAAUAUAGAUAUAUAUAUAAAA